Humulus lupulus (European hop) is the source of this 2789-nucleotide messenger RNA. Its product is annotated as probable serine/threonine-protein kinase PBL21. Gene Ontology annotation, molecular function: protein kinase activity; ATP binding. Lineage: Eukaryota; Viridiplantae; Streptophyta; Magnoliopsida; Rosales; Cannabaceae. The coding region runs from base 147 to 1850 and encodes 567 amino acids. Gene Ontology annotation, biological process: protein phosphorylation. The record is from RefSeq and is a predicted model, not a curated record. The transcript has 6 exons.
UAUGUCAAAUCACAUAACAACAUAGAAGUUAGGUCUCAAAAGUCAGGGGAGCAGAUAGAAUCCAACCCUCAGAGCUAUCAGCAAGACAUUCAUCAGUGGUGCAAUGAGAUGGUUUAUGCACACUAAGAUUAACCAUUUUAUUGAGAAUGGUGGGACUUUCAAGGAUUAACCUCCAAAGGUUGUCAUUCAGAUCCAAGACAGACAACGAGAAGAGGAGUAUCAUCAUUGGUUUGAAGUCUGAUAAUUACAGUAGAGAGAUAUUACUUCGGUUACUAACUGUGGUAGUUAAACCGGAGGAUAGUGUUUUGGCCAUUCAUGUUCAGAACUCAGAUGAUUCUUUUGAUCCAAACACUUUCCACAUACAUGAAGAUCUAUGCAAGACCAAGCAGGUUGAUUUCCAAGUCAAGGUUUGCAUAGGCGAUUCAUACAUUUCUGUAUUAACCCACCAAGUAAGGCUCACUUACGCCACAAUUCUUGUCCUUGGAUCCAGCAUUUCAGGGCCUAAUGUUUCAGCUCUAAAUUAUUGCCUGAAAGCAUUGCCACCAACAUGUACUCUUUUGGUAAUCAACAAUGUUGGAAGAAUCCUACUCCAGAGGCCUGGAACAUCCCAACAAGGCUCUCGAAGGGUACAGCUCCGCCAAUCCUUGUCAUCACCUAGCCACACGGGUAGAACUCAGUCCUCAAUGGUCUCUGAUCGCCGCUUACAGAAGUCCUUGACGGCCCCAUCUCCCUCCACAACGACACCCUUUUUGUUACAACAAAGCAAAAGACUAGCUGGAGCUCUAUGCAAUAGUGAUGUCAAGAAACCGGCACCAGUUCCCAACUUAAUGGCUCAGAAGCUUUUUCAGAGACUUUCCAUUCUCGAGGGAGAAGGUUGCAGCAAGCAUUUCUCAUUGACCGAUCUCCGUUGGGCAACCAACAACUUCAACCCCAUAAUGUUGAUUGGAGAAGGUGGUCAAAGCAGAGUUUACAAAGCCAUUUUUGAAGAUGGUCAAACUGCUGCAGUCAAAGUCCUCAAAACAACAACAUGGGCAGCUGAGGAUCUUCUCCGAGAGAUUGAUUUGUUGUCGAGAUUGAAGCAUGAGAACGUAGUUGAGAUAAUUGGAUACUGUGAUUGUGGAGAGUUGCAGGCCCUUGUGUACCAACUCUUGAGAGGAAGCUUGAAACAGAAUUUGAGAAUGAUGGAUUGGAGCCAGAGGAUGAGUGUCGCAGUUGGUGUAGCUAAGGCUCUUACCUAUCUUCAUCAUUCUUGUGAUCCUCCCAUCAUUCAUAGAGAUGUUAAGUCUUCUAAUAUCCUCCUCACUGAUGAUUUUCAGCCUCAACUCUCAGAUUUCGGAUCAGCAAUAACACUUCGUCAUUCUCAUCAAACUUCAUCAAAUACAAAGCCAAUCUCUGUGGUUGGAACCUUUGGAUACUUGGCCCCGGAGUACAUGAUGUAUGGCAAGGUUGACGAAAAAAUAGAUGUGUACUCAUAUGGAGUUGUGCUCCUUGAACUCAUCACUGGCAAAGAGGCUAUUAAAACAGACAGGGCAACUCAUGAAAGCUUAGUCCUUUGGGCAAGGUCCUUACUCAGCUACGGCCUUUGUGAUCGUCUAAUUGAUCCUUAUUUAUAUGAUGACUACAACAAGGAAGAAAUGAAACUAAUGGUGGUUGCAGCACGCCUUUGCCUUAUGCAUUCAUCCUCUAGAAGGCCUACUAUGAAAACAAUACUAAGGUUAUUCGAGGAGCCAGAGUACUGGAUAAGUAUGCAGAGGGAAAGAGAUGAGUUUCUGAAUGGCAUUAGUUCCAAGUGUGAAAUAGACCUUUGGAAACGGGACGACUCGGUUACUAGUGAUACAGAAGAUGAUUAGACAUGUUAUGCUAACAUUUUAGUCAUAUAUAGAAAUAAUUUGACGAAAAAAAAAAGUACUAACUGAAACGUUAGACCAUUAACCAAAUAUAAGAAAAAUGGUCUGAAACUAAUUCCUUUUCCACUGGAAUGGUAUUGGAGUUAGCCGAAAGGAUCAUUUAGUAAUCUCCUAACAAAGAUGAAAUCUUUAACUGUAUCUUACCAUUAUGUACAUGGAAUCUAGACUCAACUAAACUCCUGAAACUACACUUAGUUUCAAUACAAUCCCAAGUGUUUUUGUUAUCUUAAAUUGGAAUAAUUGAUCAAAUUAUAUAUAUUUAGAAUUCCAACUAGAACUUUGACUGAGAAAUCAGGUUUUAUGUCUGUUUUUCUUAUUAACAUAAUCACAAUGAGAUCUUCACUAUUCACUACUAUAUAAAUUAGUUUACUAAAUGGGAAGUAAUUGAUUCUUUCAAUAAGGCAAAAGGUCUUGCUUUGGCUUCUAAACCUCAGCCAAUUGAGCAAAGUUAAUAGGAGAUACAAAGCUCAGGGGACCACCAAGCAGCUAGUUGAGAAGCAGUUCUGUUGGGGGAAACAAAUCCCAGAACCGAUAUUCCUGCCGAUUCUGACAAAGCUUAGCAUCUGGACUACAAAAGGAUUCUCCAUUUAGAUUCCCAUCUCCACAGCAUGCAGCUUUUACUUCUGUGAAAUCUAAAAUAUUAAAUUGGUUAGCUUCGAUUACUGCCAAAAAAAAAACGAAAAAGAAACAGAAAAAUAGAGAGGUUUACAGGUGAAUUGCCUACUGAAUGGAGUUGGCUUUUCUAUUAUAUUGAUUGUCAUCUCAUAUGUAUUUCCAAGUGAGUAUUUCAUGUCCUUAAACUCUGAGCUGAGCUUGUUUAGCCUUCAACAUGACAUGAAAUGCUUUAGAAUGUUGGUUCAAUUCCUCCAAACAACCCCCAAU